Messenger RNA from Seminavis robusta, 4184 nucleotides. Lineage: Eukaryota; Bacillariophyta; Bacillariophyceae; Naviculales; Naviculaceae. The record is from the annotation of a GenBank genome assembly.
UUUUCUCCAGUCAUAGUUCUUUCCGAGUGGUCCAAUUUACGAGAAAGAAUGACUUCGGGUCACUAUUGUGUUCUACUAUCCCUACUCAUUCAUCUAUACUAAUGAGUAGUCGGUCGAUGGUUCAAGUUGGUAGGUCACUAUUACCCUAAUUCCACAAUGUUAGUGGUUAAUUAAAUAAGACCCCUGUUUGAGGAAGAGAUGCCAGUUUGUAUGACGAAAGAUGCCUGUGAACCAGUUCGCCAGUCACCAUCUAGGAUUACUUAGAGGAUGGUGGUGGUACACGGGAUAACCAAGUAAGAUUGCGUCGCAUUUUUGUGGAAACUGUAUACUGCCAAGAGUAGCAACACGGCAAACGCAGCGUGCACCAGUUGAUCGGGUGCCUGAGUACAAGAAGCAGAGUUCAGCAUGGAAAAAAGAGAUUGUAAUGAGGAUGAAUGAAGAAGUUGAGGAGGAAAAUGAAAGUGAGAGUUGGACACUGUUUGGAUUGUAUCUGGAACGAGCUUUCUACACUCUCAUCUCUACGACCACCAAGCAAGGCAAGGCCAGCCAUACUACUACUCUACCAAUACCGAAUAUAUAGCAACAACAGCUGUAACUGAAGCUACUAGCUAGCUAGCGAAGACCAAGGUCAUCCUUUCAUCAUCAUGUACGAAGGCAAUAAAAAGACUCGAGACGAUCAUCGACGACAAAGAGGUCUUUCCCCAAGACGAACUGCUAGCAACAACAACAAUCACAACGGCAGUUCUUCCUCAUUGACUGGAUUGAACGCCAUCAAUAGUCGUCUGAUUCACCGCGCAUCGGCACGAUCCUCCACAACUUCCUCUUCUUCUGGUGGUGCUGAUUUGUUGGACGACGCCAGUAAUCAAAGUCACGGUAACGGUCUCAACGCAUCGAGUAGUAGUCGAUUGAGCUCCAUUGGAGUGGGAAGAGCCACCAGCAUGUCGUCUCCAUUUGGCAGUCGCGAUCCGACGGCCAAUAGUCGCCGCAGUCAUAUUCGUCGCAGUCAAUCGUUCAAACGGACCGCGGGUGGAAGCACACCUCCGGCUGCGAGUAGUUUGUUGGGUGGCAUGACACCCCAAGAAUUGCUGGGAUCCAGUGAUCACGAUUUGCUUGGCAGUGAUUCCAACAUGUCGGUAGGCGCUGCUGCGGCACUCGCGACCAAUACGGCCGAACGCAUGACGCGACCACGGUUGACGUCCAAUACCAGUGGUACUUCUAUUGGUAGUAACAGUAGUGUGCCGGGGAGUAUCAGUACCACAUCCGCUCCGACCACAACAGCGACGACGACCGGAACAUCCUUUGCCAGCAAAUCGACUUCGACGCGUCAAUUUGUCAAGAACUUUUUGGAAGAUUACGAUGAUGACUACGACGUCAGUGGUAAAGUUGGUGGUGGUUCUUCUUCCAAUACUACUACUACUACUAACCAAGGAACGACGCAAUUCGACGCCCAAGCCCAACGCAACGUCCAUCGGUCGCUUCUCAAUCCUUCGUACGAAGAUGGAGAUGCCGCCGCCCGCAAAUUCAAAGCCGGUCGUGUGCCAUCGCUCUCGAGUCAGAAGGAUCAAGCAUCGAAAAACAACAAUAACAAUAACUUGUUUGAACGCCAUCAAGAUUUCUAUACGAUUGAUCAAUCCGUCAAUUUGAUGGAUGCCGAAGCGGGCAAAUACGAGAGCAAACAAAAAGGCGCCAGUAGUGUCCAACAAAUGAUGCACCAGAGCAUGGUGGAAAUCUUUUUACAAGAUUUGUCGCCAUCCAGCACGCAGGAUGGCAAGACCAAGAAAUCGCGGAGCGCUACGGGACCGUGGUAUCAUCCUCAUCGACAAGCCCAGUGGGAUCGCAUGUCGACAUGGGAAAAGGUGGUCGAUGUCGCGGCGCGUCUGCUGAUUCCGCUGUUUUUGUGUGCCAUGGUGGGACUUGUCGUGCUUGUCAUUGUUGUGGUCUAUUAUGGAAGUACUACGGUUCCAUCGUCCUCCAACGAAGUCGCAUCGGCGUCGGCCACGUCCAGUAGUAAUCCCAUUGAUGUCGUGCCGACUCUGCCCAAAGAACCCAUUGCUGUUGAAGAAGAACCCACCGAUCAAGUUGCCGCCAUGACCACGUUACUGUCGGAACUUUCCCUUGUUACGCCAGCAGACCUACAAGACCCCAAAUCGGCGCCCUCCAAGGCACUCCAUUGGAUUGCCAAAGAUACCAUUGCCCUGGCGGGAUUGCCCGUCAAUGGACGGCGUCAUCUUGGCGCACAACAAGCCGCCGAAGAGCAACUCGUCCAACGAUUUGUUCUUGCCGUACUCUAUUAUGAAUGGAUGCCCAAACAGGUCGGUGGCAAUGUUCCAGUGGCGGCGGCGGCGGCCGCCCGGGAUUCCAUGAGUUUGGAACCUGGCCACGCUGGACCAUCUGGACAAGCCAGCAAGACACAAGGACUCUGGUUGUCGGCCCAAUCCGAAUGCAACUGGAAGGGUAUCAGUUGUCACAAUGACGUCGAGGAUUUGCGGGCCCGUGCUACAACGACUAUUGAUCGCAGUGGUCCCGCUACUACGAUUAGUGCAAGUGCUAGCAGCAGUAGUCAUGUCCGCAAACUCAACUUGACCGGCCAUGAAUUGACGGGCACAUUGCCAUCCAUCUUGACGGCACUCGAGCAGUUGCACGAACUGGAUCUACGACACAAUCAGAUUGGUGGUAGUUUGCACCAAUUGGAUUGGACCAAAUGGGCCCAUUUGGAAUACUUGCUCUUGGGAGACAAUCGCAUUACGGGCCAUUUGCCCUGGCAGUUUCCUGCCUUGCAAAAGAUUGUCGACGUGGACUUGUCCAACAAUCAAUUGACGGGCAAACUACCGGCUCUUUCGGAUGGACAAGAUCCACUCGUGGAAUUGGAGAAUCUCUUUUUGGAUGGCAAUGCGUUGACGGGCAGUAUUCCCGAUUCCUUUUUGCGGGAUAUGCCGCACAUUACUUACAUUGGUGUGUCCCAGAAUCAACUCGAAGGAAAGUUGCCCUUUGAUGCGUUGGCGGAAUUGUCCGAAUUGCGAUUCUUGCAUUUGAGCGGAAAUCAAUUGACGGGAGGACUGCCUCCACGCAUGUCCAAAAAGUUGGACACUCUCUCGUUGGGACAAAACAAGCUCGCCGGGGACGUUCCGGACAGUCUCAUCUCGGAUGUGAAACGCUUGAGGCACUUGGAGUUGAGCCAGAAUGAGUUUCAAGGACCCUUGCCGGAACGGCUCGGGGAAUUAACGCAUCUCAAGGACCUACAGUUGGACAGGAAUCAAUUCUCGGGAGAUGUUCCUGUCUGGGAUGCUCUCACGCAUCUGGAAACCUUGAAGCUUCAUGGAAACAAGUUGUCGGGAGAAGUACCGGACGCCGUUUGUGCCAUUGACAGCAGCCAGUCCUUGCAGAUCACGGCCGAUUGUGACACGGGAUCCAUCAAGUGUGACUGUUGCGACCAGUGCUACUAGCUAGCUGGACUGGACUAGAUUAGACUGACUAGCUCAUGGAAUGUUAGGAAGAAUCGCAUGGUGGCUGGUCGGCCACCAAACUUCAUAAAUCAAGUUGAAACUGUUUUGCAUAACUUAUACGCAGAUGUGGGACGGGUUUAGGUGUGUUGCAUGAUCAAAAUCCGAUACGAAUCAUAAGAUAACGUAACGUAGAUCAAGGAUCUAGUACAUUUUUUCAAUCAUUCUCGUCAUCUGGUUCUCUGGAUCAUGUGGAGACACUCAAAAAGCUCCAGUGUGCAGCAGCCCAGAGCAAGGUUCCGCAGUGGACUUCAUCAUCAAGCAAGUUAGACGCCGUUGUUACCCGAUACAAUCAUGGCCAAGGAGACUCCAGUGACAGGCUUGCGAAGGCAUGCAGAAGCUGUUCUUACAGGAGGCCUUCCUUCACCCCUGUCACGAUAAUGAUAUUUGUGCACGUGAACCUGAACGAAUGGGCCACGAUUGGCCACAAGCAUCGUUCACAUUUGAGAAGUACAAGGAAAGUCCUACGGAAUGCUGCCACUGUCUUUGACAAUAUCUACGGAAGCCAGGCCUAAGACGGUCCCCCCUCGAAGAUACAGGAAAGCAGAAUAUACAGGAAAGCAGAAUAUAGGAAAGCAGAAUACAGGAAAGCAGAAUACCUCACAUAGAACAAGAACUAUAUAUUUUAAGCCAGCGGAGCUGUGGCACCUCGGCAGAAAGGUUUCAGUGUAGAAGCAGAUACCC